AUGUCAUUUAUUCACGCUGCUUCAGAGGAAUGUGUUAAAUCAGAACUGGAUCUUUUUCAACUGGCACCUACACAGAUCAGUAUUGAAAACAGUACCUAUGUCGAGAUCUCUCCUUUAUCAGCGCUAACACCCAACGCUCCCCUGGAAUAUUUUAUCAUGGGACAUGGUGAGCAUUACACGGAUUUAAACAGCACCCUGCUGUAUGUGAGUUGCAAGAUUGUAAAGGCUGAUGGGACACAUAUUGAUGAUGGGUCAAGGGUGGCCCUGACCAACUACCCUAUAGCAUCAUUGUUUAACCAGCUGGAUGUUACCUUGGGAGAUCGGCUCAUUACACAGAGCCAUCAUUGCUAUUCUUAUUGGGCCGUGAUUGAACUGAUUCUGAACUUUGGUGGUGAUUUGCUGGGUACCCAGUUUACAGCUGGGGUUUUUUACAAAGAUGACUCGGACCUCAUGGAAAACAGACUGUUAAUUAAUGGUGUUGAUAUGAAAGUCAAAUUCACAAGAAGCAGAAAUGAAUUCUGCGUGAUGAAGGAAGGCAAUGAGAAUUACAAAGUACAACUCCUGUCGGCUUCUCUCUUUGUAAAAUGUGUAAAAGUAGCCCUGGAUGUGUGCCUUGGUCAUGCAGAAGCUUUGCUUACUUCCAAUGCCAAAUACCCCAUUGAUCGUGUGGGGAUGAAGUUUUACAGCAUUCCUGCAGGUAGCCUUGUGUGUAAUCAGGAAAAUCUAUUUCUGGGGCAGCUACCUAAACAAUUAGUGAUUGGGUUUGUGGACAAUGCAUCUUUUAGUGGGGAUUAUGAAAGAAAUCCGUUCAAUUUUCAACACUGCAAUGUCAAUUUUUGCGCUCUGCAUUGUGACGGUGAGCAGAUCUCUGCAAAGCCUCUUCAGCCUGAUUAUGAGCAGGGUCUUUUUGUGAGAGAGUACAUGCAGAUGGUGCAAGCAACAGGCAAAGGCAUGAAAGACAGGCCGCUGUUAAUCAACCGGGGAUGUCAUCCAUUGCUGUGUCCUGCGGAGACGGCUGUGACAGCUGUUCUGGUGAUGUUGGAAGUGUCCGAGGUUCUUCCACUGGAUAAAUGA
Messenger RNA from Pantherophis guttatus, 1074 nucleotides. The record is from RefSeq and is a predicted model, not a curated record. Lineage: Eukaryota; Metazoa; Chordata; Lepidosauria; Squamata; Colubridae.